GCCGCGGCACAAAGGAGCGGGGCCGGGCUGGGCUGGAGCGGAGGGGCGCGGGCCCCGCCGCGGGGCCGGGGGGCUGAGGGACGGAACGGAACGGGAAAGGAAGGAACGAUGCCAAAUUGUCCCUGAAGCCAGAGCCAGCCACAAUGACUUGCUGCCCCUGAUAAAGGCUUGCAGAGUGCUGCUUUUCUGGAUACAACUGUGUCUGUGCCCCAGAGAAGUACAGUCCACUUCUGUCACAGUGCUUUGUGAGCAAGCCCAACUGUUCCUGAACUGAACCCAAGUAAGGGGUUGGUACUUGAUGCUUCUCUGGGUUGAGAAUCCAGUUGAUGUAAAGAUGUGUUUACACUCAGGUGGACUGAGUGCUUCCCUGUUCAAUCUCUUGCUCAUUGAGAUAGGCCUUAACUCUAAGGCCUCCUUCUGGAUGACCAAUGUGUAUUUUAACCCAUUAUCUCUGCAACUAAGCCUCCGACUUGCCCUCCAUUCCAGCUGGUAGCAACGCUUAGGAUGCGAAGCAGUCCCCGUUCAGGACGGCACAAACCUUGCUCUUGAAGCUUUCUAGAUGAUUGUAGUUGCUUUGGUUGUGUUCUAUGCUAGCAGAAGCCUUUUUCGAGCUUUGCUCUCCACUCUAGAGCCCCACAUUCCCCUUUUACUGGGAAGGAUGGGCAACUCCUGUGUCUGCCGUGAUGACAGUGGAGCUGAAGACAACGUGGAGCCUCAGGGUGGGCAAACAGCCAGCAGCCGAGUGCACGUGCCUGAAGCCAGAAGCCAGCCCAGGGACCCCGUCCGUCCGCCCAGGAGGGGCCGAGGGCCCCACGAACCCAGGAGGAAAAAGCACAAUGUGGAUGGGCUGGUGCUUGACACACUGGCUGUGAUUCGGACGUUGGUGGAUAAUGACCAGGAGCCUCCUUAUUCAAUGAUCACGUUGCAUGAAAUGGCAGAAACAGAUGAAGGCUGGUUGGAAGUUGUCCAGUCUUUAAUUAGAGUUAUUCCAUUAGAAGAUCCCCUGGGACCAGCUGUUAUAACGCUGCUACUUGAUGAGUGUCCACUGCCAACAAAAGAUGCAUUACAAAAGUUAACUGAAAUAUUAAACUUAAGUGGAGCUGCUGCUUGCCAGGAUGCCUGUCACCCUGCCAAACACCGCAACACAACUGCAGUCCUGGGCUGCUUAGCAGAGAAGUUAGCAGGUCCUGCAAGUAUAGGCUUACUCAGCCCAGGGAUAUUGGAAUACCUACUCCACAGCUUGAACUUCCAGUCCCAUCCAACAGUGAUGCUUUUUGCACUAAUAGCACUGGAGAAGUUUGCACAAACAAGUGAGAAUAAAAUGACAGUGUCAGCAUCGUGCAUCAGUGACCAACUGGUCUUGCUGGAGAAAUGGUCAGACAAUGCCGACUACUUGAAGCGCCAGGUUGGGUUCUGUGCCCAGUGGAGUUUAGACAAUCUGUUUCUAAAAGAAGGCAGGCAGUUUACAUAUGAGAAGGUUGACUUGACCAACAUUAGGGCUAUGCUGAACAGUAACGACGUCAGCGAGUACCUGAAGAUCUCCCCACAUGGAUUAGAGGCUCGCUGCGACGCCUCGUCCUUUGAAAGCGUCAGAUGUACCUUCUGCGUGGACUCUGGUGUGUGGUACUAUGAGGUGACAGUCAUUACUUCAGGAGUGAUGCAGAUAGGAUGGGCUACCAAAGACAGCAAGUUUCUCAAUCAUGAAGGUUAUGGCAUUGGGGACGAUGAAUACUCCUGUGCAUACGAUGGCUGCCGGCAGCUGAUCUGGUAUAAUGCCAGAAGUAAACCACAUUCCCAUCCCUGUUGGAAAGAAGGAGACACAAUAGGAUUUCUACUAGACUUGCAAGAAAAGCAAAUGAUCUUCUAUUUAAAUGGAAACCAGCUCCCUGCAGAGAAGCAAGUGUUUUCAUCUGCAGUAUCUGGCUUUUUUGCUGCAGCUAGCUUCAUGUCCUAUCAGCAAUGUGAGUUCAACUUUGGGGCAAAACCUUUCAAGUACCCACCAUCAAUGAAGUUCAGUACCUUUAAUGAUUAUGCCUUUCUGUCAGCAGAAGAGAAAAUCAUUUUGCCCAGACACAGGCGCCUGGCUUUGUUGAAGCAAGUGAGCAUCCGAGAGAACUGCUGCACGCUUUGCUGUGAUGAGGUAGCAGACACAGAACUCAGGCCAUGUGGACACAGUGACCUGUGCAUGGAGUGUGCCUUGCAACUGGAGACCUGCCCUUUGUGUCGACAGGAAAUACAAACUCGAGUCAGACACAUCUCUCACAUUUCAUGACACUUGGAGAAAUCCCACAGACUCCUUUGGUUCCUUUUCUAAUGAACUCCAACCAAUGCUGAGAGGGGAAAUCAUCUCUGACCAACCCUUACGCACACAGAACCGUAGCCACGGCCAGGUUUCAUGCUAAACCCCGUAACCUGUUUCUCUUCAAUCUUUCAAUAAGCUAUUGCAAGUUGCCAGCCCCCAGGGAUUUGGUUCCAAUCACAAGGAGAGCUGGUAGCUCAGCGUGCUAUGGCUGGUGGUUCCUCCAAGCAAGCCUGGAUGAGAGUGUCUCUUUCUCUCUCUUCCUCCCCCUUCUCACCUGUCUCAAGUGCUGAGGAAAUUUGCACUGGAAGUACACACACAAUGCAUUUUAGCAACAAAGAACUGUCUCCUAAACCAGGGCUGUUCUGUCAUGUGCUCAAAAGUCUCUAUUUUUGGCAGAAGUCAGGACUAAAAAAAGAGAAUGCCAAGGUUUUUCCUGUUCAAUGUAGCCUCCUGCUGGUCAGAGACUCUGGAUCUUCCAACGCUGGGUAUUAAACUUGCUCCAAGACUUUUGAUGUGGACACAGACUGCUGGGGAAGGGCAGUGUGGAGCCUGUGCAGAAACUCACAUGUUUUAAUAACUCCUGUGAUUCCAAAGAACGUUCUGAGUUAGUUUUAAACGUUAGAGGGUGGCUGGUAUUUUCAAGUACACGACCUUUCUGAUGCUUUUAACUCCAGUAGCCACAUUUUUUUGGUGAGGAUCUAGUUUUCAGGUGGUGUUCUUAACCAAUUGGACUGGAAUUCAUUUGAUAUCCUGGGUCUUUUUUAAGGUUUCAUUGAGCAUCUUUUUUUAAUCAGUGUUGUUCCUGAAAGCUGUGUUCUCUUUGGAAAUACUGAGCUGUCUGAAAAGAUGGGAGGAGAAAUUCUGGGCCAGUUGUUUUAAAAACAAAACAAAAAGAAGUGGUGUUUGCAUAACAAGUUUGGUCUUGUUCUGUUAACUCCUGAAAAAUGCCCCUUGCUUGCCACGUGUGGCUCCUGCUCUGAGCAGGUUGGGGGCCACACUCUGUGUUUGUGGUGGAGGUGACACAGUGGGAAUCUCUGCUCCAGUUCAAUCCCACGUUUGGAUGUUAAGGAUGCAUUUCAGAGGGCAGCUUUUGACUGGUUUAACUAGGUUUCUACAAGGAAUCAGGGUUCACAGCUGGUGUCAGUGGAGUAGCACAACAAUUGGUGGAGUUAAUGCUUGUUUUACACUGAGGACAUGACUCAGUCUCUUCCAAGACUUGUAGACAUUGCUUAUUUAUCUGGCUCUGUAGUAGAACCUUGCAGAUUCACACACAACUUGCACCAAAACUGUCCCAUGUCUUGGCAGUGGUUCAACAGCAGAGGCUCUUGGGGUGAAUUCUCAUGCUGUGGUGUGUCUUACUUUUAAAGUCACUGACUGGACUGUUGAGUAUUAAAGCAGGGCUGAGGCUCCUUCUUCCUGCUGAGCACUCUUGUUUCCUACUGAGCUCUACAGAAGCUCCAGAGCUCUGCACCCAGGUCCCAGAGUCAAGCUCUUUAGCACUUCCUUUUGCCUUCUGCCUUUGCUAACUCGAGGGUGCUGAAUUUCAGCUGGAGACUUAAACAGGGAAUUGGGAAAGUUCUGCCCAUCAUUUUCUUGUUGACUCUUUUCCAAAGCCAGGCUCAAUCCCAAAGUGCUGGUUAGGCUUUUUGCUGACAUGAGAAGUCUCUUCCACCUCAGAUGCCUGUUUGAAUCAGACUGGCACCUCUGAGCCAUGAGACCUCCUUUUCCUCCCUCCCUGAUGUUUUAUUGCUGUAGUCCACGUUGCCAGGCAGGGCUGAGUCCCUUCCUGCUUGGUGCUGAAUGAGCAAAAGGUGUGAACCCCAUCACUGCCACAAGGAUCUCAGAAUUUCAGAGUCACACUUGAAGUUUUAGAUGCUUCCAAAUGCAAGGGCAGGUGUUGAUCCCUGAGGUACAGAGCUACACGCUCUACUUGAAGGAAGAGGUGGGACAGAACCAUUUUGAACUCUGCCUUAAUAGAUUCUAGUAACUUCAGGGCUUUGGUUUCCCUGGCUAGGAUUAACUGAGGUAAAAUUUUCAGAAGUGCCUAGGACUCCUGGUUUGUCUCAACUGCUGCAUGAGAUUAAGCUCUUAGUCCCCAGUCCAUAAAGGCAACAAGGCUCUUCAGUCCCCUCCCUUUCAAGGGGCCAGGGGAAGAAACUAGCAGCCCUUGUGGCCUGGGCCCUAAGUUCCUGCAUUCUUGGCUGAUGAGAUGUGAAUGCUUUGGAAAAUUUUGCCCCAGCCUGUCUUCCCGUGCAGCUGGUGCUGGGCUGAGGCAGCCAGCCCUGCCCCACGAGCGACCUGUGGCCCAGAGAACCGUCCUCUUCAAUUCACAAAGGGAAAGACUCUCCACGUCCAGUGGCUUACAGCUGCCGUCCAGCCCGGGGGCAGCUUGGGGAAGCUCCAUCCUCCUCGCCUGCUGUGGGCCCCUCCCCUCCGUGCCCCGCAGGCUCUGGGGGAGGGCAGCCGCUGGCUCCACCCAGGAGUGUAGCAAAGUUGUCCGUUCAACAAUAAAACCUCUUGAAGGCCG
Molecule: messenger RNA, 4829 nt
Organism: Colius striatus (speckled mousebird)
Lineage: Eukaryota; Metazoa; Chordata; Aves; Coliiformes; Coliidae
Gene: RSPRY1
Product: ring finger and SPRY domain containing 1
Exons: 17
Coding region: 560-2272 (570 amino acids)
Cellular component (GO): cytoplasm
Molecular function (GO): ubiquitin-protein transferase activity; protein binding
Source: RefSeq, a predicted model, not a curated record